AGCAGAGACAAGGUACAUAGCAGUACAGGCUUUUUGUGUGGCUUGUACGUGCAUAGGAGAGUCGAGAGAAUGGCUGGGGCCAGCGCCAAGGCAGCUGCGAUGGUGCUCUCCGUGCUCCUCACGUACGACCUCGCCGCCGGCGUCGGCUACACCAACGACUGGCUCCCGGCCAAGGCCACCUGGUACGGCCAGCCCAACGGCGCCGGCCCCGACGACAACGGCGGCGCGUGCGGGUUCAAGAACACCAACCAGUACCCGUUCAUGUCCAUGACCUCCUGCGGAAACCAGCCCCUGUUCCUGGACGGCCAGGGGUGCGGCGCCUGCUACCAGAUACGGUGCGUGAACAACCCGUCGUGCUCCGGCAGGGCGCAGACGGUGAUGAUCACCGACAUGAACUACUACCCGGUGGCUCGGUACCACUUCGACCUGAGCGGCACGGCGUUCGGCGCCAUGGCGAAGCCCGGGCUGAACGACCAGCUCCGGCACGCCGGCAUCAUCGACAUCCAGUUCAAGCGGGUGCCGUGCUACCACCGGGGGCUCAACAUCAACUUCCACGUGGAGGACGGCUCCAACCCGGUGUACUUCGCCGUGCUGGUGGAGUUCGCCAACAAGGACGGCACGGUGGUGCAGCUCGACCUCAUGGAGUCCCGCCCCGACGGCUCCCCGACGUGGCAGUGGACGCCGAUGCGCCGCUCCUGGGGCUCCAUCUGGCGCCUCGACUCCAACCACCGCCUCCAGGCGCCCUUCUCCCUCCGCAUGGUCAGCGAGUCCGGCCAGACCCUCGUCGCCGACCGCGUCAUCCCGGCGAACUGGAGGGGCAACACCAACUACGGCUCACGCGUCCAGUUCCGUUGAUCGAUCUCCAUCGUCGUCGCCGUCGCCGGAACGAAUUUUAAUUCGAUCGGCAUGCCCUAUAGACGUACUGCUAUCGAUUCCUGUGUGAUUGCAAAUUGCGAACGGACCGAGAGUUUCUUUUUCUUCUUCUUCUUUUAAAUUUGUAUUUGUAUUUUCUUCUUUUUUUAAAAUUUGUAGUUAUGUGUGUGUCAGCGAGAUGUGUGGGUAAAAACGGAGGAGGGCAAUGCACGCAGUAUCCAUGUGCUUGCUCUGAACCACCCCCACAUUGACAAAUGACAAGUGCCAUAUGUUACCAGAUUGGCAGACUACUAUUGUAACCAAGCCAAGUUUAUAAUUGAACUGCUUACAGUGUGCUUGCUUAU
This is a messenger RNA of Oryza brachyantha (malo sina), 1217 nucleotides long. Its product is annotated as expansin-B6. Gene Ontology annotation, biological process: sexual reproduction. Gene Ontology annotation, cellular component: extracellular region. NCBI's taxonomy places the organism in Eukaryota, Viridiplantae, Streptophyta, Magnoliopsida, Poales, Poaceae. The coding region runs from base 70 to 855 and encodes 261 amino acids. The record is from RefSeq and is a predicted model, not a curated record. The transcript has 3 exons.